CCUGACUAGAACUUGCGCCUAAGAGAAAGAGUCCGGGAGCGGUUGCGAAGUUCAAGAGGAGCAGGUGAAGUCCUGGGCUCGGAGGCGUAUCCAAGACUUGUCAGUUUAGCAUUUUGCCUUUCCCUGUGAAGAGGAAGAUCAGCCAAGUCCCAGCCUUUGCCCAAUCCAGAGCUGUACCAUGGCAGAGACUGGGAAAGAGGAGACGGUGUCAGCAGAGGCUUCUGGGUUCUCAGACUUGAGUGACUCAGAAUUUUUGGACCUGGAGGAUUCGGAAGAGUCAAGUGCUUCACCUAGCAAGCCUGGUCCUUCUUAUGAAUUACCUGGGAAGGAUGACGAGCUCAUAAGUUUACCAAAAUUGAAAAGAAGAUUGGAGUUCUCAUCACCUAUGGAGCGAUUUCAUCUUAAAUAUUUGUAUGUCACUGACCUGUCUACUCAGAACUGGUGUGAACAGCAAAUGGUAUUUGGAAAGGAGCUUCCUGGUUUCUUGACACCCAAGAAAUCAGCUAUUUUGGAUACUGGUGCCAGCAUCCACCUAGCUAGAGAACUAGAAGUUCAUGAUCUUGUGAGUAUCCCCAUCACCAGUAAAGAAGAUGCUUGGGCAGUUAAGUUUCUGAACAUAUUAUCAAUGAUUCCUACCCUGCAGUCAGAAGGGCGUAUCAGAGAGUUUCCAGUGUUUGGAGAAGUGGAGGGUGUGCUUCUUGUUGGUGUGAUUGAUGAGCUGUACUAUACAGCCAGCGGGGAACUGGAACUGGUGGAACUCAAGACACGUGGGAACCCUGUGCUCCCUUCAGACGCUCAGAAAAAAAAAGAUAGUUUUCAAGUCAGCCUGUACAAAUAUAUCUUUGAUGCCAUGGUACAGGGGAAAAUGACUGCUGCUAGCUUAAUCCACCACACAAAAUUGCAUUCAGAAAAACCACUGGGACCUUCAGUGCUGAGGCAUGCCCAGCAGGGAGGCUACUCUGUGAAGUCCUUGGGUGACCUCAUAGAACCGGUCUUCUUGUCUCUAACACUGUCUGACCUCCCACUUAUUGAUAGCCUGAAAAUUGAGUAUGUCCACCAAGAGACUGCCACUGUGCUGGGUACAGAGAUAGUGGCCUUUGAAGAGAAGGAGAUGAGAAGCAAAGUACAGCAUUAUAUGACCUACUGGAUGGGCCACCGAGAGCCUCAAGGGGUUGAUGUGGAGGAGGCCUGGAAAUGCCGGAUGUGCAACUACGCAGAUAUCUGUGAGUGGAAGAAGAGCGGUGGGUUGACCAGUGCCACGCGAGAGCCACAAGUCAAAAGGGCCAAAUGAACAGAUGUGCCUUCAAGAACUUUGAUGGUUCCUGCAUCUAAUGUACUCAGCAGAGUUAAAGAGGACCAGUCUUUUCAACCGAGCUUGAAUUUCUUGGAGAGUGUUCUCAUUUUGGUUCUUUUCAUGUUUUCUCAGCCUCUAACCUCACAAAUCCAAGACCCUGGCUCAUGGCUGAGGGGGAGAGAUCUGGGAUUACACUAUCCCUAGAUCUUUGCCACAGGUUGCCAAAAAGACAAAUGCUCAUCGUGGCUGGAGCACAAUCAUUGUUUUCCUAAGAAGAUUCUUCCAUUUCUUUUAAGUCUCUUCCCUACGUUUUUCUCAGUCAAGGUUUAUACAAGGUGCUAUAGCAUGUGCCAGAAUUUCCUUUUUAAGACUGAAUAAUAUUCUACUGUGUCAAUAGCUUUUAAAAGUAAAUGAGAGCAAAGUAGUACUCCAGAGGAGGAGCUGACAUGGUAAAAGCUAACAUGUUGCGGAAUGAUUUAUCUCAGAUGGAUCCGAAACUAGAACUAUUACAGUGGUGUCAUAGUCCACCAGGUUGUCAGAUCCUCACAUGUGGAAGCAAAAAAUGCAGAUGGUUCUGUUGACUUGGGAACAAGGGGAGGGUCUAAGUCCUAGAGGUCUGGAUGAAGUGAAAAAUGAACUAUACUGAAUUCCAGGUCAGUAUCCUAGGAAUACUGAUUAAGCCUCAUAAGCAGAUUCUGUGAAUGUGGAAUACAAGUAAGCUAAGAAUUGUUAUCCCAGCCUCAGUAUCUCUAAUUCCACUGAACUUCACGUCUGCUGUUCUUUAAUAAUGUCUCCAAUAAACACAACAUUCAUUGAA
Messenger RNA from Odocoileus virginianus texanus, 2111 nucleotides. It is a transcript of the gene EXO5, whose product is annotated as exonuclease 5. NCBI's taxonomy places the organism in Eukaryota, Metazoa, Chordata, Mammalia, Artiodactyla, Cervidae. Gene Ontology annotation, molecular function: single-stranded DNA 5'-3' DNA exonuclease activity. Gene Ontology annotation, cellular component: nucleus. The record is from RefSeq and is a predicted model, not a curated record. Gene Ontology annotation, biological process: interstrand cross-link repair.